AUGGUUCCUUGGACUUCUUUUACACCGUUACAAUCCGAUAUAACAACCCUGAUAUCGGCUUUAGUUGCUGUCGUUCGCCUAAUUGCUGCUGGUUGGCUUGGGUCUCUUUGCUGGCGCUGCGCAUUCAUUCUGAUGGAGAACUAUGGUCUAAAGCCAAGGCAACUGCGCACCCUGAUUUUGUAUGGUAUAGCCCCGGCGCCCAUUGAACGAGGAUCAAGAGGGACAUCGCAUCGAAACGGCCGAUGGAUUGUAUGGUGCAUCCUUCUCAUCACGUUGCCGCCCCAAAUCGCCGCCCCCAUCCUCACAGGAUCGAUUACAUGGGUUUCAGGCUAUCAUCCCGCACAACGUCUAUCCGACGUGAGUAUCUCCACACCCCUUGUUGGGGAGACCAGUCGGUGGCCUAUAUGGUCAUCAAGGGUCAACCUUCAUCACCGAGAAUGGACAGCUGAAUACGCGUCCACCCGCAUCUUCCUAACUUGGGAGCGCGAGACAAGUGAUAUAGUGCUAAAGCGCUUUGUCCCAGAGUUCUCGGUUUUGGACGUUGGCGUUGUUGUUACAAAUAUUACUAUCCCAUAUUUUCGAGUCCAAUCCGUAGAAUGGAUCGACCACCCAGAAUCCGUGCUCGCUAUCAGCCCAAUUCGCAGUUAUAAGGAUUUAUGCUUGAUAAUUACGAUGGCGAGUGAAAAAUGUCCCUUGAGCACUUUAGGCUCCAUUGCACUCGUUCCGGAUACAGUUUGGUCUAAUCAGACGCUGAAAUCGUCAAAAGUUUCGGAAAGAAGACUUAUGUGGCAGUAUGUUGCUUCUGCUUCCCCUACAAAGAACCGGACCUAUUGUUCGCAAGAGUGGGGUACUUAUCUGGUCGUAAAUUUUGAGCUCAGUCCAAAUCGUGGUAUCUAUCAAGAAGGAACAGAAUGUUUUAGAUUGGCAUGGGUCACGUUCACUGCAGGAGUAGGCAUUUGCCGAAAUUGUCGCCUUUCUUCCUAUGCGACCGUUCAAAAUGAUACAACACUCGAAUUAUCCGAGGACCUAUUAACGGGUGAAUCAUUAAGGUUUAUGGCGACCGUAUCGACAAUGGUUCUUGAGCAAAGGAUGGAACACAUGUCUCCCGCUUGGAAAUCAAUUGACGACUGUGUCGCUGCAACGCUUGCUCGUACUUACUCCGCAGCUUGGAUGGGACUCACAGACCAUCUAGCGGCAGCAACAUUAGGAUUCCCUCAGCAUAAUACAACCUAUGCCGUCUCUCCUCUGGCCUCCCAAGCCCAGGUAAACUUGUUGCGAGUUUACGUCUGGCUCGGCUUACAAUCGCUUAUCACACUCUCCGGGAUCCUAUUCGUGAUGAUACAAUUGAAGACAGGGUCCCCUGCUAUAGCCGAUACCACGUUAACUGCGUUUUAUCUUGAUUCAAGCGCAGUGAGCGAAACCGAUAGGCCCCAAAGUAUGGCACGCAAGGUUGAAUACGAGAAUGAGCUUCUGAAAGUAAAAAUCGAGUAA
This is a messenger RNA of Rhizoctonia solani, 1491 nucleotides long. RefSeq lists its product as uncharacterized. The transcript has a single exon. The record is from RefSeq and is a predicted model, not a curated record. NCBI's taxonomy places the organism in Eukaryota, Fungi, Basidiomycota, Agaricomycetes, Cantharellales, Ceratobasidiaceae. The coding region runs from base 1 to 1491 and encodes 496 amino acids.